Laetiporus sulphureus 93-53 is the source of this 1143-nucleotide messenger RNA. RefSeq lists its product as uncharacterized. Bases 1 to 1143 code for a protein of 380 amino acids. The record is from RefSeq and is a predicted model, not a curated record. Gene Ontology annotation, molecular function: RNA binding. Lineage: Eukaryota; Fungi; Basidiomycota; Agaricomycetes; Polyporales; Laetiporaceae. The transcript has 5 exons.
AUGCUUGCAACGAAAGCAGCGCACUUACGAGCUCUUCGCUUUACCCCUUGCUCCUCGCGCUCUAUAGGAUCCGCAGCUACAUCGUCUCGAGCAUCCCACUCUGUUCCUCGCGCCGCACUUCCUCAUGCCGGCGCACAUAGACGCCAAUUGUCGACCACUCGAACAGUAUGGAACAAGGAGCGCAAUUUGUAUGCAUUUCUACAAGAUACCUUCGACCAGGAAACCUCGUCAGUUGCAGAGCAAAGCGCGGAGUCAAGCUCGAGGGAGUCGUCUUCUCCAGAAGAGACCGUAACAAAUUAUUCAGUAGAACCUCAUGGGAGUAUCACGGUGACGGGGCUCAGUCCGGGACAUACGGAAGAGGAUGUGUGGGACAUGUUCUCGCGGUUCGGGAAGAUCAACGGGAUCUGGUUACGCAGAAAAUGGUCAGGCCGACCCACCGGCGUAGCGGAAAUCACGUUCGGCCAUGCCCGAGUCGCGCAGCACGUCGUGGAUUUGUGCAGUGUAAUGCCCAUUUCGGUGGACAGGAGCCGUUUGCAGAUUUAUCAUAGUCCCAGGGAGCGGACGAAUAGGUUUAUCCAGUGGCUUAUGGUGUACAACCUCCCCGAAUCCGCGACGGAGGAGUCGCUCAUGGAGGUGUUUGCGCCGUUUGGUCCGGUGAAGGCCAGAAUCUUGAGGUCAGAGUCAAAGGCUUCCCGCGCAGGCGUCCACUUUCACUCCCAAGCGAGAGCAGAACAGGUGUAUGCACAGUGGAGCGAGGACCCAAGAUCUCUCGUCCUGGGUAAAAAUACGCUUGUCGUCGUCCGUCCGGGAUGGUUCAAUAUUAGCCACCCGCUGUCCAACUGGCUAUACAUUACCGGCCUCCCGCCCAGCGCCACGGCAGCGGGAGUGGAGGAGGUACUCCCCGAAGCGCGAAAGGUGAUUAUGCGUCGCUCCUCAGACGACGAUACCGCCACGGGAUACGCGUUGGUCCGCGUGGACAAUCGGAGCGUAGUGGACGCGAUUAUGCAGAAAUCUCGAGCGAUCGGUGGCCAGACGUUGCGGAUCGAGCAUCUGGGUGGAGAUGCAAUCUCAAGAUUUAACGCGUCAAGAUUGUUCGUCAGGGAGGCCCCGGGCUCGAAGAUUGAGCUGAAAUUGAAUUACUGA